UUUAAUUGUUGAUAAUCAAGCUUAGGUCCAGAUUCAAGAAGUGUUUGCCCAUCUGAUUGUUAUCCUGUUGACACAACUUCAGAGAUAAUUUUAGCCCUCAAUAUGAGCUCAAGGGUCGGAAAUUAAUCUAGUCUUCAAACAUUUAAGACACUCCAUCGACUUUGAACUUUACUGUGAAGCCCGAUCCACAAACUAUGAACCAUAACUAACUAUAAAAUUAAACUUAACAGUCAACAAGAUCCUAUGAAUCAUUAAGGUAUAACAUUCAACAUUAACAUUUGAGGGUUUAAACUUGAUUGUUUAAUGGCGCCAUGAAUGUCUUGAUCAGCUGUUUCCAUCAUACAAUCUUUCAAUUGCGAAUCAAAAUUUAGGCGCACAAAUUUGAACAAGUUAUGAGUUUGUUUCAAAAUCUUUCCUUGUAAAUCCGUUAGAUUUGUAUAUUUAAUUGUUAAAAACAUAUCAAACUGAGUAAAUGACCUUCUAUCGUAUAUUGAUUACAACAAUCAAGAGCCCAAAAUGGAAGAGCAAAUUAAUCAAGUUUUCAAGGCUGUAACUUGUCCAGCAACUCUUCAAUUACCAACCUUACCAUUGAAUCGAGACAGAUAUGCUUAAAAAAUAACCCUGAGGAUAUUUCACAUUGAAACUUUCCCUGUUUGACUCCAUUGAUUCCAAUGAGUUUGUUGUACUUUUGAUUAUUUUUAUUCUUGCUUUAUCCAGAUCCACAUUUAUUCGCUCAGUUUCACUAUCAACCGUCUCUUUUAAACUUGUUUCCAGUUUUGCUAUAUUUUUCAUGAUCAGUGGCCAUUAAAUUGCUAUUCAUUUUACAUCUUUAAUUUCACAAUUAAACAUCGAUCAACAGCUUUCAAAGUUAUCUUGACCAUAGAUUAAAAAUGUCUAUCAACAACAAUAAACAAGUUACCAACAAGAGUGGUCCACUUGUUAAGGAGAUGCAAAAGAGAUUCAGUGAAUUUAUCAAAACCAAUGCCGACCAAUUUGAUGAAGAGGAUAUCAAAAGGAUCAGUGAAGAUGAUUUUUUUGUGAAACGCUUUCUCAUCUCCCGUAAACGCAAUGUUGACUCGGCCUUUAAAAUGAUGAUUGAAACAUUGAAAUGGAUUAAACGAGAAGAUUUCCGUCGAUUAAAGCCAAACCAUUUUCCAUCGGAAUUUUACACAAUUGGUGUUCUUUUCGAUUAUGAGCCUGAUUUGGAAGGCAAUUUUACCAUUUACAUUAGAGUUAAAUACAUUUUAAGAUGUGGACCAAUGGUUCCUCAUGCAAUUAAAUGGGCAUCCAAAUUUUUCUAUGACUUGGAUGUUAAACUUCAAGGAGCCUUUUACACGGUUCUUAUCGACUUUCAAGGCUGUGGUGUGAAAAACGCUGAAUUUGAAUUCAUUUGGCAUGCAAUCAACAUCAUGAGAACGUAUUUGCCAGCCUGUUUAAAGCAAAUCUUGGUCAUUGAUAUGCCCAAAAUAUUUAAAUUUGGCUGGUUGAUUGUGAAGCAACUUGUCCCGGAAAGUGAACGUUCAAUUCUCAAAUUCAUCUCUCGACAGCAAUUGUUUGACUUCAUUGACCCUAAAAACGUUCCCGAGUUUCUUGGUGGUUCUUGUACUCGACCAUGUCAAGGUCCGUUGAUGGUUCCAAAAGGAUGUCCAACUGCUAUUGAAUAUGGUCUAAGUAAAGGUGUCCCAUUGGAUCAGUGUUUGAAAGUGGCCAAAAUCUAUGAGCCGAUCAUUAAAGAGCAAAAUUUGUACAAGAUGGUUGAUAAAGAUGAAGAUUUUGUUUCGAGAGUUGAAAGUGAAUUGAAAUGUCGCUCAGAAGGUAAACCGCUCGAGAAAUCAUCAUUAACUGUUGAGCAGCCUGGUCAAGAUUCACUGCAAUCUGUUUGAUUUCAAAAAUUAUUUAUUCUUCUUGCUUCUUCAUUUUAUUGUUUUAAAUUAUACAUUAAUGUUUUACUCCAUUUUUCUGUAUAAAAUCUGCCGAAAACUGUAUACUAACUUUGAUUAAAGGAUGGUAGGAAUUGA
Molecule: messenger RNA, 2018 nt
Organism: Tetranychus urticae (two-spotted spider mite)
Lineage: Eukaryota; Metazoa; Arthropoda; Arachnida; Trombidiformes; Tetranychidae
Product: motile sperm domain-containing protein 2-like
Cellular component (GO): endoplasmic reticulum-endosome membrane contact site; endomembrane system
Source: RefSeq, a predicted model, not a curated record